Messenger RNA from Varanus komodoensis (Komodo dragon), 2707 nucleotides. It is a transcript of the gene SSC4D, whose product is annotated as scavenger receptor cysteine rich family member with 4 domains. NCBI's taxonomy places the organism in Eukaryota, Metazoa, Chordata, Lepidosauria, Squamata, Varanidae. The transcript is spliced from 9 exons. Gene Ontology annotation, cellular component: membrane. Bases 1 to 1641 code for a protein of 546 amino acids. The record is from RefSeq and is a predicted model, not a curated record.
AUGAACAUUGGUUCCCAUCCAGGACACAGGAAGAGAGAUCCAAGGCCUGGACUCCGGGUGCCCCCUGCCUUGGUGAUCCGGCUGACACUGGCCUUUCUCCUCUACCUUUUCCCAACAGCGGGCGGCUCCGAAACGACACAGAUGCCCAUUCCUGAGGUCCGGCUGGUGAACGGGCGCAGCCGCUGCCAGGGCCGCGUGGAGAUCUUCUACAACCACACGUGGGGCACGGUGUGUGACGACGACUGGGACAUCGUGGACGCGAACGUGGUGUGUCGCCAGCUCGGCUGUGGCCACGCCAUCGCCAUGCCAGCCACGCUCUUCUUCGGCCAGGGCCGCGGGCCCAUCCUGCUCGACAAUGUGGACUGCAAGGGCCGGGAGCCGUCGCUCAGCGCGUGCAGCAGCCUUGGCUGGGGCAUCCACAACUGUUACCACUACGAGGACGUGGCCGUCACGUGCAACGGUGACGGGAGCGUCCGGCUGGUGAGCGGCGCCAACGCCUGCCAGGGCCGCGUGGAGAUCUUCUACCGGGGGCACUGGGGCACCGUGUGCGAUGACGACUGGGGGAUGAGCGACGUGGGCGUCGUGUGCAGGCAGGUGGGCUGCGGCCAUGCCACGGACUACCGGACCAAUGCCUACUUCGGCCACGGCACGGGCCACAUCCUCCUGGACAAUGUGAACUGCGAUGGGAGUGAGCUGCGCCUCUCGUCCUGCUACAGCCUCGGCUGGGGCAUCCAUAACUGCGGCCACCACGAGGACGCAGGGGCCAUCUGCUCUGGGCUUGGGAUGACCACGAUCACGGCCCCCACCCCCUCAGGCGCCCACAGCUACGAGGAGUCCUUCACCAACACAGCCACAGCCGAGGGUGGCAAAGAUCUGGACUCCCCCGAGACAGAGAUGACUGUAACCUCGGCCCGUCUCCUGCGGGGGAAAAGAAGUGGCGGCAUCCGACUGGCGAGCGGGAACAGCAGCUGCCAGGGGCGCGUGGAGGUGCAGUUCCGCGGCGCGUGGGGCACGGUGUGCGACGACGACUGGGGCUUCCCCGACGCGCAGGUGGUGUGCCGCCAGGUGGGCUGCGGCCCGGCCGUCGUGCCCACCGUGCUGGGCUACUUCGGCUACGGCGCGGGGCCCAUCCUGCUGGACAACGUGGCCUGCGCCGGCACGGAGGCGCACCUGGCCGACUGCUUCCACCUGGGCUGGGGCCAGCACAACUGCGGCCACCACGAGGACGCCGGCGUCAUCUGCAGAGGUGCAGGUGAAUCUGGAAACUUCUUCUCAGAUGACACUUUCAUGACAACGACCUCGACUACCACUCGUCCCAAGGAUGGGUUCCUGCGCCUGGUCAACGGCAGCCACCGCUGCGAAGGCCGGGUGGAGAUGUUCUACCUGUCCCAGUGGGGGACCGUGUGCGACGAUGCUUGGGAUCUCACCGACGUGAAGGUGGUCUGCCGGCAGCUGGGCUGCGGGGGCGCCCUCGCCGCCUCGGGGGAGGCCCGGUACGGCCAGGGUGCGGGCUACAUUUUCCUCGACAACCUCAAGUGCAAAGGGAACGAGCCAUCCCUCCUGCGUUGCUCCCACAUCCGCUGGAACGUGCACAACUGCGACCAUUCGGAAGACGCCGGUGCACUCUGCAGCCUGCUAUGACGUGCCGGAAGAGGCCGGCUCCGGGCCAUGCGCGUGUGGAAGUGGCUGAGAGCCACUGGGACCCUCGCCCCCAAGAGCCAGCCCCCAUCGCCCCCGGCUUGGACGGGGCUCUGCCGCCAUCCCUGCCCUUGGUGUUGCCGCAUGGGGAACGCCCUCUUAGUUCUGAGAUGGGACCUGCAUCACAUCCUGUUCUGGCGAGGUGCACCAGGGCCUGCCUGCAGCUUCCGGAGCUCGUGUUCCCACCUCUCCCGCAGACUUUCCUGGGAGCCGUGACUCCAGAAUCCAUGCUCCUGGACUUGCCCACUUUGGCCCCAAAGAGUCCGCACAUGCAGUUCAGGAUGGGAGCGUCUCAACUCCUCUGCUUUGAAACAGCCCAACCUGAGUCUGCCCGGAUCCCGCCGGGGCCCCUGCACGAGCUCUGGACCCGAGAUGCUCGGAAGCAGUGAUCGCUGUAGCAUGGCCCCACAUUUACCCAUAGGGAAGCCCUCUGAGGUCGUGCAGUCUUGCUCCCAGGUAAGUGGGCGCAGAACUGAAGCCAUCCUGUGCCUUUUGGCGCUGUGGCGAAGAGCCUUGCUUUUCAGCACUGCAUUGUAAGCAAACUCCGGUGCAGGACGGAAUCCAAGCAGCUGCAGAAACGGGCACCCCGAGCCCUCUGUCUUAUGAGUCAGAGGUGAUGGAGACAGAAGCAGGACAUAUUUUUUGCAGACUAUCCCAGAAUGACUCAGAACAUGUCCCCGAAUUAAAACAGAAAACAAAACCUCCACCCAUAUAGAAGUGUCAGCUGAAGAAAGUGGGGAGAAAGAAGAAAGCCCGUGCAGUGGAGUGGUGAAGAGCGCAGACUGGGAGUCAGGCAAUCCGGGUUCAAAUCCCUGCUCAGCCAUGGGGCCAACUGGGUGACUUUGGGCCAGGCACACUCCCAGCCCAACCUACCUCACAGGGCUGUUGUUGAGGGGAUAAGAUGGAGAGCAGCAGGAGGAGAACGAUGGAAGCCGAUUUGAGCUUGUUGCAAGAAAAAAGACAGGGUAUAAAUCUAAUAAAGAAACCUAAGUGGUGAUAUCCUAGUUAA